AGUUCACAACAAAAUAACCAGUCGGUUUUGUGCUGCACUAGGUUCAUGGCGUACCUCAAUCUAAUAACACGACGUUAGUUACAAAGAAUUACACAUCGCAGAAGUUUAUGCAAUUCAGGUACUUUCACCACGCGUUGCGUAACCAAACAAAAGAACUCGUUUUAAACGGUGUGUCCAACGACGAAAUUGUGCCGGUUUGCUCUAUCAGUAAUAAAACAAGUGCAAGUGCCCCAAAUUCAGUGAUUUACUUCUGAAAAUCCAAGAAAAUACAAGGGAUGAAGGGUAACUGAAAAUGGCCUCACCAACCCCAUCGCUAGAAUCCUUACCUAGAGCAAACUCGAUCGGAUCGUUUUGCGAGCACGUGGACUACCUUUCGCUGUCGCCGGCCGACUCUCCCCUAUCGGUCACCGGUUCAACGCCGCCAGUCAGCGACUCAUUGGAAAGAGACUUGAUCAGCGACCAGAACGACCUGCACUGCCAGCAGUGCCGCGAACCCGUCGCCAACCCCAAGUUGCUCUCCUGCUUCCACACCUUCUGCAACUCCUGCUUGGAGAAGAACAAGCUCCUCUGUCCCAGGUGCAAUAGCGAAGCCGUGGAAGUGAUCCUCAGCUCUCUGCUGUUCAACACGGACAACAGCGACUACCAGAAUCAGCAGCAGCAGCAGCAGCAAGCGGUGAGGUGCACCGGCUGCAAGACCAAGAAGUUGGACGCCGUAGCGCGUUGCGUAGAUUGUGCCAAUUAUCUCUGUUCGAAUUGCGUGAUGGCGCACCAAUUCAUGCACUGCUUCGAGGGCCAUCGGGUCGUCAACUUGGCCGAGCUGAACAAGGAAGAGCCCAAGAACAACACGCUCUCGAGCUUGGGCAGUAUCAUCCCGAACGGCGAGAAGAACCUCAUAUGCCCGCGCCACAAGGGCGAGCUACUCAAGUAUUAUUGCCGCACGUGCUCCGUGCCCAUUUGCAAGGAGUGCCUCUCGAUGGAUCACCCCGUGGGCUUGCACGAUUACGAGCACAUCAGCGACGCCGCCCCCAAGCAGAUCGAGGCCAUACAGCAUGCCGUUUCUGAAGCCAAAUCGAAAGCCACCGACGUUAGGAACAUCCUGAAGAACGUCGAGCACGUGUCGAGCAGAUUGCAGGUGCAAUACCACAAGGCGCAAAACGAAAUCAACGACACGUUCCUCUUCUACCGAUCGAUGCUGGAAGAGCGCAAGCAGGAGUUGCUCAAAGAGUUGGAGAGCGUGUUUUCCGCCAAGCAGAUCUCGCUCGGCGUGGCCACGCAGAAGGGCCAGGAGACGGUCGAGCAAAUCUACAAAACGUGCGAGUUCGUCGACAGACUGAACAAGUGCGCCAACGUCGUGGAAAUACUGAUGUUCCGCAAGUUACUGGACGCGAAGCUGCAAGGAUUGCUGAACUACAACAUCGAUCAAAGCGUGCAGUCCGCCUGCGAGCUGGAAUUCGUGUCGAACUACCAAGCCAUACAGGUGGGAGUGAGGAACACGUUCGGCUACGUGCGGUCGAACUCCGAGGCGGUGGUGGGCCCCAGCAAGCAGCCCCCGAUCGCGAGACCCACGAAUAACGGCGGCGGCGGCGGAAACAACGGCGGAACCAGCUCGAGCGGAAGCAGCGUGAACGGAAGUUCCGGCAGUCUCAACGGGGGCGGCAUGCACUGCCCGUUCAGCAUGUCGGGGUCGAGCCAAUCCACGUCUCCGUUCGAAUCGAACAUCAUCAGCAAGCGGUUCAGCAGCGCCAACAGUUUGGGCCCGUUCUCCGCCACCAUCGGCGAUCUGAACCUCAACACGCCGAUCAAUCCGUACGAGAAGUGGUCCAACGGCGGCACCAACGACAGCAUUUUCCAGAACGGCUCGUCCGAUCCUUACUCGCUGUCGAACUCGGGCCCGACCGAUUCCAUGCUGGACUUGACUUCGAAGUUGAUGUCGACGGCCAUCUUCCCGCCGAAAUCGCAGAUCAAAAGGCAGAAGAUGAUCUACCACUGCAAAUUCGGGGAGUUCGGCGUGAUGGAGGGUCAGUUCACCGAACCCAGCGGCGUGGCCGUGAACGCGCAGAACGACAUAAUCGUGGCCGACACGAACAACCACAGAAUCCAGAUUUUCGAUAAAGAAGGCAGGUUCAAGUUCCAAUUCGGCGAGUGCGGCAAGCGCGACGGGCAACUGCUGUACCCCAACAGAGUGGCCGUGGUGCGAACCUCGGGCGACAUAAUCGUCACCGAGAGGUCCCCCACGCACCAAAUCCAGAUCUACAACCAGUACGGGCAGUUCGUGCGAAAAUUCGGCGCGAACAUCCUGCAGCACCCGCGCGGCGUGACCGUCGACAACAAGGGCAGGAUCGUGGUGGUGGAAUGCAAAGUGAUGCGGGUCAUAAUCUUCGACCAGACCGGCACGGUGCUGCAGAAGUUCGGCUGCAGCAAGCAUUUAGAGUUCCCCAACGGCGUGGUGGUGAACGACAAGCAGGAGAUCUUCAUCAGCGACAACCGCGCGCACUGCGUCAAGGUGUUCAGCUACGAGGGCGUGUACUUGCGGCAGAUCGGGGGGGAGGGCAUCACGAACUACCCGAUCGGCGUCGGAAUCAACGCCAACGGGGAGAUUUUGAUCGCCGACAACCACAACAACUUCAACCUGACCAUAUUCACGCAGGACGGCCAGCUGGUAUCCGCUCUCGAGAGCAAGGUGAAGCACGCGCAGUGCUUCGACGUCGCCUUGAUGGACGACGGCUCCGUGGUGCUGGCCAGCAAGGACUACCGCCUGUACAUCUACAGGUACGUACAGGUUCCCCCGCUGGGGCUGUAGAAGAAGACCACCGACCAGGCGUAAGAAGACAGGGUCCCCGGCACGCGGCGGCCACUCCAACACAACACUUUUUGUUGACGCAUCGUUUAUUAUGGAAACGGAGUGGUUCCGGCUCGUUGCUGGUCUGUUGUUGAUUAUAAUCGCCAUGAUGGUUUUAGAAACUUUUUUUUUCCAACACUGAGUACUGCAGAUGUGAACGGUUUUUUUCUUCUUCAUAUUUUAGGUUGUUUUUCAAGAUUAAUUCCAUUUCGUCUUAAAAAAAGUAAGUACCUAUAAAAGAAGUUUACAUUUUGCUCAAAAUGUCAUAUUAAAUAAAUACUCAACUUUUUAAGAUUGAUGUUAUUUAUAGAAUAUGCUUUAUUGUAGCGGAUUUCAAAAAAAAAAAAUUUACUCCGGCAUGGUUUAACUAAUUUUGGGCAGCCCAAAAUUAGUUAAUAUUAGGCACUCAGUGUUGGUAAUUCUAUCAUGGCGUUAUUAUUAUUAUUUCUUAGGAUUUUCUCUCGACGAUCGCGUGAACAAUGAACAAUAUUUUUUUAUUACGAAUCUCACGGCCGUCGCUUUGCUCUCGGCAAAGAAUCUCCACAUUAAAAAAAAAAAUCGUGUGUCGAACGACCAAAUCAACAUUUAAAUGCGAUGAAAUGAUUGAAAAAAAAAACAGGGAUAUUAUAUUUGAUUACUUAGAUGUUUUUAGCCGGCGCGUGCCGUUUGUUAAAUUGAUUGAUGAUUAAAAAUGAUCGGUUUCCAAUAAUGAUAAUGAUCUAUUUUAAUAUGCGUGUAUGAUGUUAGCAGUGUACGUCUCCUUUUUUUUUUUUUUUUAGUAGUAAUAGCGCGUUGUUAUUAUUGCGGGAUGCCGCGUUGUUAGCGACCCUAGUCACCCAAACUUUAGUAGAAAAAAAAAUGAAAUCCGUUGUUGCGUAAUCUCUCUCUAUCCGUAAGUAUCUCUCUUUGUGAAACGCGUCAUAGUUCAUCACCGUUCCGUAUUAAUUAGUAUUGAGACUAUUGUUUAAGUUGAAGAUUUUUGCUGGUGUUGCACACUCGAUUCGGCUGCGCCGUGCCUCCUACUCGUACUUGCUCGGCCAAUAAAACAAACAAACAAACAAAAAACACUCCCACCCCAACUCCCCGUUACUAUGUUAAUUAUUUUUAUGUUAUUAUUAUUAUUCACAUUUAUUUUUAGUAAAUGCAUUUUAUUAUUAUUAUUAUUAUUGGUGCAUGCAAUAUACGUCGCCGAUCAGUGUUUUUUAUAUUUUUUUAAUUAGUUUUUAGUAGUGUGUAGUAAUAUAUAUAUUUUUGUUGAUGCUGCCGAGUUUAAGAUAGGCGCCCAGGGCGGGCGCAAGCAUGCCACGAGCGCCGCUCAAGACUAUUUACUUAGUAGCUAGGAACUAUUCGAACAUUUUUUUAUUAUCAUUCACAAUGAAAUUAUCACUUUUGUACCAUUAAUUUAUCAUUAUCUUAUUUUUUAUUUAUAUUAUAUAGUUGUUGUUUUUUAUUUGAUUUGAUUGAUGAUCAUGAUCAUGAUUUGGGCGCACCAUUUCCGGAGGCGACUUUUCGUGCGGGGGUUGCGCGAUCUCAAAUCCCAUUCCAACCCCCGUGGCAUUUUGGGGGGCCCCGCGCAGGGCCGGUCUCCGCUGCGGGCACUCUCCCGGUCACUGCCCGACCAGUGUUAUGUUGUUUUUUUUAUAUUAAAAAUGCGCCGCCGCGCGCCAUAUUUUUUCUAUUGUUCCUCGGACUUCCUCGGGCAGUCACCCCGAGAACGCGGCCCGCAGUCGACACCCCCCCCACCGCAAAACCCCCCACUUUAUUUUUAUUACUACAUUUGUUGUUAUUAUUAUUAUAUUAAUUUAAUCGUAAAUUUGUUCUUAAAUUAAAUGUACAUUGUUUUGUUUUAUUUGAUUUUUUGUUGUAAAUGCUUUUUUAAUUAAUAAUACCAGUUCUUGCAGUUUUCACUUUUUUAUUUUAUUUCUCUCUCUCUCUCUGGUUUGGUGAUUGCCUCCACCUCAAUGACCAACUAUGGAUUCAAGCAAUUGUAACAGUUUACAAAAGUCUCUGAAAAUGAAGUAGUCAACAGCAAUUUGUAACCCGGACAUUUAGCAGUCAACUCCUAUGUAAAAUUGUCCGCUGAAUCCGAAAGUCAACAGUUCCAUAAUUUUUGACGGUCUUCUCGGAUUCAGGGGACAAUUUUAAGUAAGAAUUGGCUGUUUAAUGUCUGGGAUACAAAUUGCUGUGGACUACAGUUAUUAGUACAUCUCCAUAGUUGGUCAGCACACCCUUAUAAUCCCCAUACAUCCUAGUUACGAUCGGAUCCCGAGCAUCAAGUCUAUGAGCACGGCACGGCUCAACAAUUAAUCGCACACAACCUUGGCCGGCUCAUUUUUCCCCGCGUGCAAGUCUAAAACACGAAACGCAACAUAACUUUCCUGCUUUAGACUUGGACGGGCAGCUCAAAAGUGGGCGGACUACCUGUGCGCGAUAUACUUUUGUACUUAGCCUUAAGUAAUUGAACUACUACUACUACUUUCCUGCGGGAGCAUUUUAUGUGUGAAUUGAUAUUGAACAAUCUUCCUGGGCCCAACUUAUGCAAAUCCUAUAUAGUAUAGUUAUAUAGGCAUGUGUGAUUUUCUUAUCAUAGUCAUUAGUAUUUAGUAGCGUAGUAUUUUUUAAUAUUAACAAUAUCUUAUUAUCGUAUGUAGGGCACUCUCCCUUGUAUUUGGUGAGCAGUGCGAUCUGAGUUUGAGCAAAACUAACUUAAAAAAAACAAAAAAAAAAAAAGAUUUUUCGGUAAGACUGAUCAACAACACAUCUAUUCUGGUAACGAAAUUAGUGAUAAGCGAAAGAAUAUUGAAACAGUUGCGCGCGCGAUCGCCGCUAGUCUGGCGUCGCUACGCGCACACUCACAAACACAGCGCCAUCUGGCGGCGGUCGCGCCAAGCUCUCUUUUGAACAUGUUACGUUUAUACCUUCAAUAUGUCAAUUACUCUAGGGAACAUAUAAAACUACUCUAAUUUUACUUGGAGUCAAGCGUAGGUUUAGCUGUUACACUCUCCCACCUAUGAAGAACACUUUAAUUCAUAUAUUUGACAUUUAACAACUCCUUUACAAGCCUAGAUCCAACAAGGAAGCGUCAUUCUUAGUUUACCAUAUACAAAGUCGGAAAUUAAGAUGAACGUGCGUUAAGUGUUGUGUAAAUCCCUCCGAAUUACAAUGACCAGAACUACUGUUACGUAGCAUUCCAUACGAGACAUUCCAGUUGUUAGACUUAAGUUAAGGAUUUGGCCGUGAAUCGGCAGCAUUAAAAGUAGUUUGAAGUUGAUUUGAUACGAUUUGAAGUAGUUCUGGUGAAUAGUUUUGGUGUGAAGUUCUAUAUUGUUGACGCCCGUUACGUAGAGACGCGGGCGUAAUGAGCUACUUUUUUAACCUAUACUUUUUUCGCUAUAACUCAUUUACACCACCAAAUAUUAGAGGUUCCAAAUUUAAGGAAGCGCGAUGAAAAGUAUGCGUUAAAACUGAAGCAGUUUUAUUUUCUAUUCUCGAAAUCAUAUUCUCCGAUUGCACAAUUUAUAUUGUUAUUGGCUGCAUGAGUUGUUACAGAAUUUUAUUUUAUAUACCUUUUGCUCAUGUAGAUUGUUAAUGUGCACUGUUAAUGCGUCCACUUUUUUCAAAAAAAAAAAUGAAAUGAAAAAAGCACAUUUCUCUGUACGGUGUUGCGCGCUUGUCAGACCCUCUUAACAGACUGUGAUUUUCGGAAAUGCCUUUCCCAAAACGUUAUCACUUUGAUCACGCUCAAAAAAAAUUGUUUACGAAAAAAAAUUGCCGCCCCGGUUUUUGUCAUCCGUGCAUCAAACAGUUAAAAAGCCACUUGUUGAUUAAUAAUUUCUAGAGGUCCAAAAAUCCAAUUGUUCUUGUUAUAGCAUCACCUAUUGCCCCUUAAUUAACGCUAAUCUAAUCUCAGGAUCCGCCAUCUUGGAAUUUACGUUUGAAAAAUAGCCCGAGACGCCAAAAGACUUAAUAAUGUUGUUGUGAUUAAAAAUUUUAUGGGAUGCAUUGAUGACAAUCUUUAUCACUUUACUAAUGUUAUUCAGUUAUUACAGUGUCAAAAAAAAUUGAAAUAAUUAUUACAAAAUCUUCCGCCUGUUUUGGUGCAGCAAGAACACCAUGUAAAAAUGAUAAUGUGCAAGUUAAAUAUUGUAAAUUUAGUAGUAUGUAUACGGGUUGAAAUAAAAAAAAACAUAUUUUAUGGUAUCUACAUUGAUCAAUCUCCAAUAGCUCAAAUGAGAAAAGUCGCAUGACACCUAAAUCUAAAACAGUUGACAGCUAUUUUAAAUAAGGUUUUCUUUGGUUCAAGGGAUUUCAGAUACUUUAGCAUGUGUUUUUUGCAAAUUUCGCCUUCAACUGUAUUGACUGUUUCUAAUACACCAAUUAUAUACUCUCCCUUGCUUGUUGGCUGGAAAACCGACCAAAAAUAUUUAAAAAAAGAUUUGCUGCUUACUUACAUUGUACUCUAGCUUAGUCGUUUUAUAUUAAAUAAUAUAUUGUAUUUUUAUGUGCUUGUACGUCCUAUAAUGGUUGUAUUAACUAACUCGGAGAAGAGCGACCCUCCUCUCUCUUUUUGAUGACGAAAAAAAUAAGUAGCGUUUAUUAGUAGGUUUAACUUGUUAGGACUGAUCUAGUUUAUCCACCAUUUUGAAUAUAGGAAUACAUAUAUUGAGUGUUUUCAUUGUUGUGAGGCUGCACAUCCCUGAACGGCCCGCGACUGUUUUUGGCUCUACGUUUACAAAACACAAAAAAAAUCACAAACCAAAUUUUGCCGAGAAUUAACCAACGCACAAUUUAGGCUCAUUUUAUCAAAUUUGGUUACAUAAGAGCUUUAUAAAGGUUUUAUCAAAAUUAAUUGGUUAUAUAGCGGCUUUAUAGGAGCAAACAUGGUUUUAUAAGACUAAAAAAUGCAUGGAAUUUGUUUUGUGGUGUUUUGUGUACGUUUUUGUGGCACUUAGAGUCCCGCGGGCCGUUUUUUGGACACGCCAACUUAGCAUAGCCCGCUUUGUCCGUUAACGUUCCUGCCAAUAGGUCGCACACGAAUGCAGAAAAAUCUAUAUUUGAUAGCAAUAGUAUUACAUGUUUUUAUCUGUAUGUUAUUGGGUAGCUAUUUAUUAAAAAUACUUUAAAAAAGCAUUUCGCAUUGGUAUGGCUCGAUCGGAAUUCAACAAGGAUUUUUGUUGUGCCAAAAUGAUGAAAGUAGAAAUAUUGAUAUUCCAUAAUGAAAAACUUUGACAUAUCAAGGGACCAACUUGCUUUGAUUUUAAGCAUUAACACCAAAUUAAGAGUGAUUACCCCCUCCCAAAAUUAAACUGUUUAUAUUUAGAGCGAUACCAAUGUAUGAUGCGCGCAUGUGUUAGUUGGUUUUAUUAAAAACAUAUCUGGCCGAUUUUUGAGAAUCGGCCAUCUUCCGACUUUUAAUAAUAUAAAAGCGUACUACGCCAAUGGAGGUCGGUACGCCCCUGAUAAUGUGCUUCUUGCCCCGCGUACACUUGCUUCAGUAACCUAUAGUUGUAUUUGUAGCAGAGGCGUGCAUUUAGAAAAAGGGUAUUAUGAAAAAUGUUUCGGUGUAUUUUUGGCUAAAUUGUUAAUGAUAAAUUUCAAUUAUUAAAACUUUGUUAAAUUUGUUAGUUAGGAUUUUUUAUUGUAAUUAAUUGUAAACAUAUUGACAAUCUUUUUCUUCCUUUCUCGAGAAGAAUUUUUAAGCCUUAGAUAAGUAUUUAACGAAUGUGCCAACACAGCCUUAAAGAGGUUUUAUUAGCAUAAAAUUUUAAAAUUGGUUGAUCAACGAAAAACACCGAAACAUCGUUCAACGUGUUGCGUGUGGCGCGCCUCUGCGUUGCAUUUGUAUUUUUGGCAGCUUUUUUGCUAUACAGCGUGUUGUAUAAAACUGUGCCGACGCCUAUGUACCGAGUGUUUCACCGGUCAAUUUUUUUAACUCUCUCUCUGAACUUUAAGACUGAUGUGUUUGUUGUAGUAGGUAUCGUAUUUUGCAAAAUUAACAUGGCAAUAUUGUGAGUAAUACAUAAUAUAUUUUUGAGCAGUUUGUUGGCCGCGCCGCAAGAUGGCGCGGUGCUCUGUUGGCCUAUAGUACUCUCUCUCUCUGUAUUUGUCUCUGUUUGUGCGCAGUGGCUCACCACUGUUUAAGGCAUGCGCCUUAAAGGUUAUAUUGCGGCAGUGGACAAUAAUGUUACUCCAUCUGUUUACAAAUUCAGCAACUAACCCUCUCCGGCAACGCACACUUAUAUACUUUGGCGUUCAAGCAACAAAGGUGAGAUGUACUGGUGUACGUUGCUUGGGGGCAGGGGUUGCUGAUUGUCUAUUCCAAAGUAUUUUCAAAACUGUUGUUAAUCAAAAUGUUAUUAUAAGAUGAAGUGAUCUUUUUCGAUUCAAGUUUUUUUGUCAACUAGAUAUUUUCUUACAGAAAAUUUAUUUUGUAUAUGAUGGUUGAAAAUAAUAAUUGUGGUGUGCAUGUAAAUUCAUAUUAUAUUAUGGAGCACAUUAUCUGGCUAGCAUUUCAUGUAUACACUGUUGUUACGAAAAAAAUAAUAAUAAUAAUUCUUGAUAUGUUGUAAUGAUGAUAAAAUAUUUUUAAAAUGUUUGACGAAACAAAAAAAUGAUUACAUACCUAUUAUUUACUAAGUUGCUAUUUUGUGAACAGCGAUAGAUCCGCCACGAGAAUUAUUAUUACCCCUGUCAAGUUCUAUAGAAACUGUCUGUCUGAACCAAAGGGCAAUUUCUCUUGUCCCUUAACCCCGAAAACUUUAAGCAAUAACUAAUUAUGAACUCUCUGGCGGAGCUCUAGUCAUUUAUCGUUUUUCCUUUUUUUGUUUAUUUAGUAUAAGUUUUUAUCAAGAAGUUCUCAUUGUUGAAAAUAUGCCUAGUCAAUAGUUCGGGUGAAAAAUAAUUCUUUUGAACAUUUUC
Messenger RNA from Brassicogethes aeneus, 9757 nucleotides. The record is from the annotation of a GenBank genome assembly. NCBI's taxonomy places the organism in Eukaryota, Metazoa, Arthropoda, Insecta, Coleoptera, Nitidulidae.